AUGUCUAAUUUUCAAUCAAAUCUGAGACUGGUUUUUCUGGACACUGUUUCCGCUAGCCUACUACUAGACCACUUCAUCGAUCAACAGGAAUGGGAGUUCGCGAUUAAGGUGGCCUGGGAACUGUACUUACAAGAUGACACACGUACUUUCUUCUCGACCCCCAUUACUUUGGCGCUUAGGCUAUAUGUCGCACAAAAACGAAUUCAAUGUCUUUGGCCGAAUGAGAACGAAAAUUCCAAGGUGAUCAUGGACUCGGAUGACGUGAGUUGCCUGAAUUCCGAGUAUAUUUGGCCUGGUAUCAUAACGUAUGUGGUUACUGAUAUCGCUUGCAUCAAGUUCCUCCUUAUGAUGCAAGUGUGCAGCGAAUUUUCAGUGCUCUCCUCUGUUUAG
Molecule: messenger RNA, 390 nt
Organism: Dicrocoelium dendriticum
Lineage: Eukaryota; Metazoa; Platyhelminthes; Trematoda; Plagiorchiida; Dicrocoeliidae
Source: the annotation of a GenBank genome assembly